GGGAUUACGGCUUGGUUUCACAUCUCUGUAAGGAACUCUCUCUCUGUAACGAAAUUAGCUCACUAAUUUGUAACAAAACAAUAAUUAAUCUCCAAUUAGUGGCUAUAAUACAGCACGGAAUAGUGGAAAUUCAAAUAGAGCUAUACGUCUACAACAUUUGAUCUUGAAGGGCAUUUUUAUUUGUAAUAUUCAAAUAUUUACUGUGGAACUUUGGGUAAACGUCAGGUGUGCAUAGCAUUAAUUUGUUGCAGACUGAGUUGGGUUGGGGAGCGCUUUGGUGCUUGUGUCUCUCUCCAGCACGGUUUAAAAUGACCGGGUCUCUUCCCAGCUUGUGAUUGGUCCAUGAGAAUCCUACCUACGCGCAAACAAAGUAACUGAACGUUGUAUGGGAGUGAUGGUACUCGGGGAAUUCAGACAUAACUUUGCAGAAGGAGAACAAACCCGCUUCUGAAAAAAUAUCCAACGGGUUCCACAUUUAUUGCCUGAAGUUAAAGGUUCUAAAUGUUUAUCAGAAUGAAGAAAUCUGAAGACAGUGGCAGUAAAGUAUCAUUUACCUCAGUUUCCAAUUUUACUAUUCAGUCAAUUCUUGGAACUGUGUCCGAGGACGCGCACAAGGACAGUUGUAAUUCUAGUUCCGACGCGGGGCUGCUGCAGAGACAACGCAUGCGCUCCGUGUCUUCAGAAGGAUUCAGCGGCGGGGAGGAUUCUACAGACUUCUACCCUUUACCCGGAGGAAAGAAACCACGCAAUGACCUCAACGAUCUCACACUUUCUUGUCUAAGUGACAAAAACAGACUAAUUCUGGGGCAAGAGAUGGUGAAGAGACAUCAACUUUUUCAUGAUUAUAAAGAAGGUGACCAGAGAUACUACAACCAAACAUCACCUGCUAUUUCAGAAGAAAAGGGUCAUAUUGACGACGACGAAACAUCCAACUCGUCCAGAAAGAAGUCUCGGACCGUAUUCUCGCGGAGUCAGGUUUACCAACUAGAAUCGACGUUUGACAUGAAACGUUACCUUAGCAGUACAGAACGAGCUAGUCUCGCCUCCAGUCUCCAGUUGACAGAGAUACAGGUGAAAACUUGGUUCCAGAAUCGGAGGAACAAGUGGAAACGUCUGUUUUCUGCGGAGAUAGAAGCGGUGAACAUGGCUCACGCAUCAUCCGCACAAACUCUGGUUGGGAUGCCGUUCUUCUUCAAAGAGAAUUUCCGGAUACGGAUUCCUGUCCCUGGAUCAAUGACUUUCCCUACACCUCUAUGUUAUCCCGGGAGCAACAUGCAAGCUUUACCUUUGUACAAUUUUUAUAAUAAAAUUGAAUAGAAUGAUUGCCA
Molecule: messenger RNA, 1328 nt
Organism: Oncorhynchus tshawytscha (Chinook salmon)
Lineage: Eukaryota; Metazoa; Chordata; Actinopteri; Salmoniformes; Salmonidae
Product: homeobox protein HMX2-like
Exons: 2
Coding region: 502-1317 (271 amino acids)
Biological process (GO): regulation of transcription by RNA polymerase II
Cellular component (GO): nucleus
Molecular function (GO): DNA-binding transcription factor activity, RNA polymerase II-specific; RNA polymerase II transcription regulatory region sequence-specific DNA binding
Source: RefSeq, a predicted model, not a curated record